AUGGUUGUACAGAUUGUAUUGCGAGGGACGGCGCGGCGCGGCGCGGCGCGGGCCCCCGGCGCAUCUGCAGCCAUGAGCGGCCCACAGCCGGGAUUUCUUGGAACCUACAACAGCCUUACAGACAAACACUUGGCUGGAUAUUUCAGCAAUAGGAGGAUAAGACAACAUCUGCAGAGAUCAGGAUUGAUCUCAAAGAGUGGAAGAAUAAUACCUGAGAAAGAAUACCGGCUAAAUGCUAUGAGGAGGGAUCACCAAAAAUACGUACAGGAGUGCCUGGCUCAGGCCAUAUUUCAUAAGGUCCUUGAUAUGGAGCGUCAUCAUCAGCUGGAAAUAAAAAGGAAACUUGAAAAUUUUGUGAGGAAGGAAAGAGUGCAAAAAAUCACGGUGGAACAUUCCAGAAGGUCUGUGGAAAAUGCUAACCCUGUGCUUUCCCCACAUCCACCACUUGGUCCAAGAAAUCACUAUGGGCUGCUUCCUUUAGUGGCUGGAGAACGAGCUAGUCGUUCACAAUUAAAGACACCCAGACUUCUAGUUGAUCUUAACACUGGACAUUCUUCUCAUCAGCACCAACUCAAGGAGUCUGCAUUUUUUGAGAUGACUUCCGCCUGUCGACCGAAUACUGCUCCAGGAAAUAUGCAAGGCCCACUUCGACUACAGCCACUUCGCAGCUGUGCUGCAUUACGGUCUGUACCAAAGACUUCAAACUCUAAACAGAGGAGCCCCACACUUGAAAACGAUCAACAGUUUGUCGGUGGGGGGGAGAAGAGUAGGUUAAGACUUAUGAACUCAAUGGAAUAUGUGACUGGUAUAUCCCCAUAUCGACUCCCCAUCAUUGACAAUUACAUGAUACCAGUGCCACCUCCCCCCCUGCAAAAACGAGGCAAGAGUGUAAAAGCAGUGAGAAAUAGGAUGCCCAGAAGAAGACGAUUUCGUCCUACCACUGCACCAAAUGAUUUAGAACAACUUUUAACAGAGAAUUCUGGAAAAUUCCAUAAGCCCUCAUUACGCAGCAAUGCAUUUGUUACCAUGAUCUUUUUAGGAAAAAGUGUGCAUUUAUCUUAUGAUGAUACUGAUUACAGAGAUGAAAUCAAAGUCUAUCAGCAGCACUGUGGAGGAGAAAACCUUUGUGUUUACAAAGGCAAGCUAUUGGAAGGAGAGACCUUUCAGUUCAUCUCAAAAAGGCACCAUGGUUUCCCAUUCAGCCUCACAUUUUUUCUCAAUGGGAUGCAGGUGGACAGAUUGAGCUCUUGCUGUGAGUACAAACAUCAGAAGCAUUCCAGGCUGGGAGGCAGACAUGGAUAUUUUGGUUUCCUCAAUGUGGAGAGGGCAUCUCCUUGCUACAGGUGCAUUAUUGCAAUGGGCCUGGAUAAAAAGCCAUCCCCUCCCAAGAGAAAGAUGGAGGAGGACCAUGAAAAGCAAGCAGGUUCUCUGAGAGAUGAAGUGCAUAGGGAGCCAAAUGAAAGGAGUGUUGAGCAGAAAACAGGCAAAAAAAAAUCAAUGUUAGUCAUUUUAUCAGGUCAUGGAACAAGUGAGGAACCUGUGGAGGACAAAAUGGAGACAGGAAAGGAGUACAGAAGACAAGAAAUGAAAGAACUAUCUGAUCGUGAAACUGAAGAUAGUCAGGAAGAUUCUGGUAAAAAUGACUAUGAUGAAGAUUUUGAAGCAGAUGAAGAAGGACAGACUGAUCAAAUGAAUGGAAUGUCAAAGGCAUUCUCAGAUGAUGAGAAAGAUAAUUUAGACCGUGAAAAAGAGAGUAGAAACUCAUCACAGAAGGCAAUGCAGACCUCUGACGGUGAGAAAGAUGAAAAUGAUGGAUAUUCUGACAGUGAUUCAGAGGAUAAUAAACAAGAUAGGAGGUCUGCACACUCCCUCUCAUCCAUGAGUACUCCAUAUAGCAGUGAAGAUGACUCCGCUGAAAAGAUCAAAGAUAAUGUUAAGGGCCAUGAGGAGCAUAAUAUCGAAAGGGCAUCUGAUAACACAGCUCACACAUGUUAUACAAAUGAGAAUGGGGAGAAUAAACUACUCAGAAUGGAGGACAAUCUGGAAAUUUUUGCACUGGAAAAGGAAGGAAUAGAUGAAGCAGAAAAGACAGAAACAGAAGAUAUAAUAGUACGGGAAAACGAUGAAAUUUUUCAUGGAAAUAUAAUGGCAAUACAGCAUCAAGAUCCUGAAGUUAACGGAGAACUCAAACAGAUUGAGUCAGUAGAAAGUUACACAAUGGAAGAUAGGGAGAAGAAUGCAUGUAACAGGAAGGAGGAUGGGGAGGAAGAUGUCCUAGUGUCUUUGGAAAGCAAUAUGAUGAAAGUGGAGAAUAGAAGUGAAGAGUCUCCUCAGAGUGAUGGAGGUGAUUGCAAAUCAGUCCAAGAGAAAAUAGCAGAGGCAACUGAAAAUGAUCAUCACAUGGAUUCUGAACUUGAACCUAACGAUUCCAGAACAGAUGAGAAAGAAGAGAACUUAACAAGCAUGAAGUGUGAUAUCAAUGAAGCAUCAGAUGGAUCUUUCUUGGGAGAAGAGACAAAAACACUUGAAAUACAAAAGGCAGUAGAACAAGAGGUACAAGAAGGACAGAUGGUGGGGGAGAAACAGGCACUUGAGAAGGAAAAUUUUGUAACUGGGGAAGGAGAUGUUCACAUUGAAGAGGCAGGACAAGAAAUGGUAUUAGAGGGAGAUUUGCUAUCCAAGCAAGAAAGUCAGAUUGCUGUAGAAGAAUCUGCACCUGGGGAGAGGGCCAUGACAGAAGAAGAUCCAAAAGAGAAGGAGACAGGAAGAAGUGGAGAGGUGACAUUUGGGGAGCAAGAAGUUUUGAAGAAUGUGAAGCAGGGUGAGGAAGCACUGAAAAGGCAAACACUUCAGGUAGAAGAGGUGGUAGGGGCAGUGUUAUUCAUAGGCAUGGAAGCAGAUGGAGCAGUAUCUGAGGUGGAUCAAGUAGCUGAAGAAGCCUCUGAGAGAGAAGAGGCAGUGCAAGAAGGCUCUGAGGCAAAGAAGAUGGUGAGUGAGAGAGUGUCAGAGGCAGAGGAGGCUGUGGAGAAGGGAAAUUUUGCAGGGAAGGAUGUUGUGGAGGUUGCUGUGUCUGAGGGAGAGGAGGCUGUGGAAGAUGCAAACUUGGCAGAAGAGAUUGUGAGGGUGACAGGCCCUGAAGGAGAAGAGGCUAUGGAGGAAGCCAUUUCUGAAGGAGAGGAGGCUGUGGAGAAGCCUGGGGCUCUACUAGAAAUAUUAGGGGAGAUGAAAGGUUGCACAGGAGAAGCAGAACCUGGAAGAAAAGAGUCUGAAAAACCAAAGGAAUUUCCCCAGCUGAAAACAGCAAGGGAAGAGUGGAUGGAGAUGGGGAAAGCUGCCAUGAUGUCUGAGGCAGAUGAACCAUCCGAGGUAGAAGAGAGCUCUGUCCUGAGAGCAGAAGAUGCAGUGGAGGAAUCUGUGGAGUCAGGCAAGUGUUCCUUCUUACAUGUAGCUCCUGGGCUAGAGGCAUUGGUGGAUGCUGGAAGGGUUUGCAUAAGUGAAGGCUCAUCUCAACUGGAGGAGAUGGCAACAGCAGAGGAGGAGGAAGUCUUAGCAGGAGCAGAUAAAGCAGCACUUUUGAGGGGAAACCCAUCUCUGGGCAGCGAAACACAGACAGACAGAGCAAUGGAAGAAAAGACUGAUAAGGGGGUGAUGGGAGAAUCUGCAGAGAAAGCCGCAGCAGAGUCAGGAUGUGCAGAGGAGGUCGCAGAUGGAGCAGCAGGUCUGAGGGAGCUGGCAGCUGGAAUGGAGGAAUUGCUGGAGACUGCGGUAGGGAAAAUGAUGGAGAAGUUGGUGUUGGACAUGGAGAUGCCUCUUGCUAAAGAGGUGAUAGCUACAUCAGAAAUGCCUGUAGAAGAACUAAAUGAGAGUGCUGCUGGGGAGGUGGGGACGGUGACCAGCACAGUGGUGGGGAAGGAGAGUGAGAUUGGGGGAACCAUGGUAGGUGAUCAGGCAGCAGCAAGAAGGAUGGUUUUGGCUGAAGAAGCUGCAGUGGGAGGAGUGGUGGUGGGAACCGUGCUAGAUGCAGUGGUGGUGGGGGAUGGCAAAAGACUGGAGGGAGGGACGGCCAACAGUGCAGUGGUGCUGGAGGGGGUGGAAGGGGCAGUGCGAUGGAUGGAAACAGUGGAUGUGAGUGCCCAAGUGGUAGUUGAGGGGGUGGCAGCAGAAGGCCUUGAGGUGGCUGCGGAAACUGGAAGGGACAGGACAGAGGUGGCUGGGAGGGCAGCAGCAGUGCCCAAAGGAACGGCACAGGACUGCGGAGUAGUGGCUGAGGAAGAGCAGACCAGCAUGGCGGAGGCUGAAGGACUGGUGGCCGCGAGGGUGGCAAUGGAGGGAGAUGCAGCAGCUGGAGGAGAUGGCCUGAGUGUAACGGUGGCUGAGGCCGCAUCGAUAGGAGGAGCAGGAAGGCCUGAGGGAGCUAUACUGGAUGGACAGGGGGUGGCCAAGGAAUGCACAGUGGAGCGAGAGGGUCCAAGGGACGUGUCCGCGGUGAGGGAGAUCAAGUCAGAGGAUGCAGCAGGCAGCAGCAGUGUAGGAAAUAGUGGAGCAAUGCUCUGGAGUGAGGAGACAGCAGAAACAUCAUCGCUGCUGGAGGAAGCUGAAGCAGCAGCUACCUCGCAUGGCCAGAAGAAGGCCGGACCUCGGGAGGGCCUAGAGGCAGGGAAGGCUGGACUGGAGGAACGAGAGAUGGCAGAAGACACCGUAUCUGGGAAGUGUGUGGAAGCACAAGGAGCUUUGUCCAUCAGGGAUAAACUGAUGACAGAAACAUCACUGAAUGUCCCAGGGCAUCGAGACGGGGCAGCAGUGCCUGGAGGAAGAGGUUUAACAGAAGUGGGACUGCACCAGGGUGCAGUGGAGGAGGAGGUGGCAGCUCUUAAGACAGUGAUAACAGAGAGAAAUCUUAAUGGAAAUGAUGGACCAAUUGAGGGAGAAACAGGACAGGUAGGGGUGAAAAUUGAACGGAAACAGCCAGACAUCUGUGAAAACACCAAGGAGAGAGAAGUAGAAGGUGUCACAGAAAAUGCACAAAGCAUUUCAGGAACUAGGGAGCUGCUUGAAGUGCAGCAAAGGAAGGGAAGUCCUGAACGAGGGCAUGAAAACACACCAGGAGCCUCCAUCAUGGAAAAGAGAAACUGAGAUCUGUGAAAGAAUGUUCUGAAACUGGCAGACUUGUGCCCUCGAUGCAAUCCCGGGAUGUGGAAGAAACUCUCUGCUAAGCAUUCUCUGCAGCUCCUUCAGUGCUGUUUUCUGUAAUGUUUAUACAAAUCACUGGAGACUUGUGCCAGUUGGGAUGUUCGCUCAUCCUUUAUUUUACUCUGUGUAACUCCAUGGGCCUGUCUGCUGUUAAACUGCUGCAGACCUAGUGAAAGUACAGGAAGAAUCUUCAGUUUAAUGCUGUGUUCAGCUCCGUGUUGGCCGGGCACUCCGUUGAGGGCACUGAGAUCCUUCCAGGCGAUGUUUUCAUAGCUGUUGCAUGUGUUCACCAGCAGAAUUCCUAAUGAAAGCUGAAAGAUGCUCUCCUCCUAUAUUUGGCUUCACUUGAAGCCAAAUACUGCAUAUUCUAUAACUUGUGUUUUCAGAUUGGGAAAUGGAAUUAGCAGAAUUUUAAGUGUAUUGUUACUCUAAAUUAUUUAUGAUCAUUAUACAUGGGAUAAGAAAUUUAAGUGUGAUCAAGUAAUUUGUAUUUGUUUCUUCCUGCACUGAAGACAGCUGGAUUUGUAUUUUCAAUCUAGAUACCAGAAACUACUUUGAAAGAGAAAAGCUGACAAAACUGUAUUACAGAAUAUGAUUAUGAAAAGCUAAUAAUAGAGUAAUUUUGCAGUAAUCAGCAGCUUAAAUGAACACAUAUGGUGAUCCUGGAUGGUACAGUAGAAUUGUUUAUUCUAUGCAAGAUACGCAGUACUUACUUAGAAAGCAUGUAUUGGAGUUUUGACUAUUCAACAGUGACCUUUUUAUGUAACGAGAAACUAUCCAUAAAAUUAGUAAUAGAUUAUUUGCAGGACCAGGACAUUUUCAGUGUUGUUCAAUAAGAAAAUUGCUGUGAAUGGAUAAUGUAUGUUUACAUAUUUUACAGUUGAAUACACCUGGUAUGUGAAAUGUUCUGAAUUUAAAUUAAUGUAAAUGAUCUUCCUGAGGGGUUCCUUUUUUCUGUAUACAUACGCACACUUGCACAUUUACUUUGAUCUAUAAAAAAAGCUGUAUCAGUCUAUGUAGUCCUUUGAAGUUUUGCAAAUGAUUUCAUUGUAAGAAUAAUAC
Molecule: messenger RNA, 6252 nt
Organism: Rhea pennata
Lineage: Eukaryota; Metazoa; Chordata; Aves; Rheiformes; Rheidae
Gene: ERICH3
Product: glutamate rich 3
Exons: 18
Coding region: 1-5133 (1710 amino acids)
Source: RefSeq, a predicted model, not a curated record